Molecule: messenger RNA, 2244 nt
Organism: Rhinopithecus roxellana (golden snub-nosed monkey)
Lineage: Eukaryota; Metazoa; Chordata; Mammalia; Primates; Cercopithecidae
Product: zinc finger protein 701-like
Biological process (GO): regulation of transcription by RNA polymerase II
Molecular function (GO): RNA polymerase II cis-regulatory region sequence-specific DNA binding; DNA-binding transcription factor activity, RNA polymerase II-specific
Source: RefSeq, a predicted model, not a curated record
CACAGAUGCGCGCAGACCAGGAAGCGGAUCCCGUGGAGUGAAAAUCGCGCUGCAGCGGAUUGACUUCUAAAGACUCUUGGUACGUGAAGAAAAAACACAGAAGAGGAAAGCAAAGGGUCAGGGAUGGCUGUUCCUCAGGGUCUACUGACAUUCAGGGAUGUGGCCAUAGAAUUCUCUCAGGAGGAGUGGAAAUGUCUGGACCCUGCUCAGAGGACUCUAUACAGAGACGUGAUGUUGGAGAAUUAUAGGAACCUGGUCUCCCUGGCUAUCUCUUCCAAAUGCAGGAUGAAGAUGUUCUCAUCAACAGCGCAAGGCAAUUCAGAGGUGAUCCACACAGGGGCAUUGCAAAGACAUGCAAGUCAUCACAUUGGAGAAAGUUGCUUCCAGGAAAUUGAGAAAGAUAUUCAUGACUUUGUGUUUCAGUGGAAAGAAAAUGAAACAAAUGGCCAUGAAGCAUCCAUGACAGAAAUAAAAAUGUUGACGAGUAGUACAGACCGAUAUGAUCAUAGUCAUGCUGGAAACAAGCCUAUUAAAGAUCAGCUUGGAUCAAGCUUUCAUUCACAUCUGCCUGAACUGCACAUAUUUCAGCCUGAAGGGAAAAUUGGCAAUCAAGUUGAGAAGCCUAUCAAUGAUGCUUUCUCAGUUUCAGCAUCCCAAAGAAUUUACUGUAGGCCCAAAACCCAUAUUUAUAAAUAUGGGAAGAAUUUCCUUCAUUCUUCAUUACUCACAGAAAAACAGGAAAUACACAUGAGAGAAAAAUCUUUCCAAUGUAAUGAGAGUGGCAAAGCCUUUAAUCGUAGCUCACUCUUUAAAAAACAUCAGAUAAUCCAUUUAGGAGACAAACAAUAUAAGUGUGAUGUAUGUGGCAAGCUCUUUAAUCAGAAGCGAUACCUCGCAUGCCAUAGAUGUCAUAUUGGUGAGAAACCUUACAAGUGUAAUGAAUGUGGCAAGACCUUCAGUCACAAUUCAGCCCUCUUAGUUCAUAAGGCAAUUCAUACUGGAGAGAAACCUUACACGUGUAAUGAAUGUGGCAAGGUUUUUAAUCAACAAUCAAACCUUGCACGUCAUCAUAGACUUCAUACUGGAGAUAAACCUUACAAAUGUGAAGAAUGUGACAAAGUUUUCAGUCGCAAAUCACAUCUUGAAAGACAUAGGAGAAUUCACAAUGGAGAGAAACCAUACAAAUGUAAGGUUUGUAACAAGGCUUUCAGACGUGAUUCACACCUGGCACAACAUACUGUAAUUCACACUGGAGAGAAGCCUUACAAGUGUAAUGAAUGUGGCAAGGUUUUUAAUCGAAAAUCAAACCUUGAACGUCAUCAUAGACUUCAUACUGGAAAGAAAUCUUAUAAGCGUAUAAUUUGCAAGGUUUUUAGGCAGCAACCAAACCUUGCCUGUCUUCAUAGACUUUAUACUGGAGAGAAGCCUUACAAAUGUGAAGAAUGUGACAAAGCUUUCAAUUUCAAAUCACUCCUUGAAAUACAUAGGAGAGUUCAUACUGGAGAGAAACCAUAGAAGUGUAAGGUUUGUGACAAGGCUUUUGGGUGUGAGUCACAUCUGGCACAACAUACUGGAAUUCACACUGGAAAGGAACUGUACAAGUGUAAUGAGUGUGGCAAAGCCUUUAGUGGUCAGUUACAAAUGUAAUGAUUGUCACAAAAUCUUCAGUAACACUACAACCAUUGCAAAACAUUGGAGCAUCCAUAAUGAAGAGAGGUUUUACAAGCAUAAUAAAUGUGGCAACUUUUUCAGACAUCAUUCACACCUUGCAGUUUAUGGGCGAUCCUAUACAGGAGAGAAACCUUACAAAUGUGAUGAUUGUGGCAAGGUCUUCAGUCAAGUUUUAUCUUUUGCAAAACAUAGGAGAAUUCAUACAGGAGAGAAACCUCACAAAUAUGAUAUUGUGGCAUAGUCUUUACUUCACGUUCACACCACAUUAGAUAUCAGAGGAUCCAUACUGGACAGAAAGCUUACAAAUGUCAUAUGUGUGACAAGGUCUUCAGUCCGAGGUUACUCCUUACAGAAUAUCAGAACGUUCAUUUUUGAGGUAAUAGUUACAAAUGCAAUGAGCAUAGCAAACCAUCAAGGAUUAAUUGACAGUAGAGUCAAUUCAGCAUUACUUGAGUUUGAGUUGACUUAAAACAUUGAGUUCAAGCAUUAAUUGACAUUAAAGUGUUUAUAUUAAGAGGAUUGGGCCAGGUGCGAUGGCUCACGCCUGUAAUCCCAGGACUUGAGGAGCCCGAG